Messenger RNA from Colletotrichum destructivum, 1728 nucleotides. RefSeq names its product Putative cytochrome P450. Lineage: Eukaryota; Fungi; Ascomycota; Sordariomycetes; Glomerellales; Glomerellaceae. The transcript has 7 exons. The record is from RefSeq and is a predicted model, not a curated record. The coding region runs from base 19 to 1626 and encodes 535 amino acids. Gene Ontology annotation, molecular function: oxidoreductase activity, acting on paired donors, with incorporation or reduction of molecular oxygen; iron ion binding; monooxygenase activity.
CUUGCACACCUAAAAACGAUGGGGCUAUCAUUCAAUACCAGCCCUACUGUCAUCGAGGGAGUGGCGAUCGCCCACCUCCCUCAGAGGAUUAAUCUAUCAUCAGCUUUACCUUCAUACAAUGGCCUUACCUAUUCUAGUAUCGUUGUGUUCAUUAUAGGAGCUCUUCUGUCCGGAUUAACCUAUUCAGUCAUAUACAACUUAUGUCUUAGUCCAAUUGCUACUGUCCCUGGCCCAUUGACAGCAAAAUUAUCGCCACUAUGGUUGAUGCGCGCUGUGCGUUCUCAGCGCCUCAAUCAUGCAAUUCAAAGGCUUCACCAGAAAUAUGGCCCUGUUGUCAGACUGUCGCCGAAUGAGGUCUCCUUUGCUACGAUUGAAGCCCAAAACGCCAUUCAUAGACCCGGAGCUUCGGCCAAGCAAAACGUGUUCUUCACUAAAGACGGAACUCUGGAGGCGAUGAUGGGCAAGAUCAUCUGGCCUGCGACAAACCUACUCACAGCUACUGUGCCCGAGGAGCAUUCACGGUUGAAAAGAGCCUUGCAAUCAGCGUUUACUGAUCGUGCGUUACAUUGCCAGGAGCCGAUUCAACAACGUCAUACGGAUCAUUUGGUGAACCAAAUUGCACAAGCAUCCCACAGGGAUUGUGUCAUAAACUUGACACCUCAUUUAUCUCAGACGAUAUGGAACAUCAUCAGUGAUUUAUCCUUCGGAGAGCCUUUACUGAAAGAUCAACUUGGAAAGUUCGAGCGACUCAAAACGGCCUUUUGUAUGGCUAGCCCACUUCUCGAAGCUCUCCAAGUCCUACUAGCUGUACCGGGGGCUCAGACUCUAGUCCAAGCCUGGGUUGGCAUAGUGCCACUCCUCUUCUGGCUCCCGACCAACAUUCUGCCAUCUUCCACACUGCGAAAAAGACAUGAACGCCAAGACAAAAAUGAGGACUUUCUAACCGCAAUCAUGAGAUGUAGGGAGCUGGGCAUCCGACUAACAGACAAGGAGCUUCAGAGCAAUGCAUCUCUCCUCGUCAUGGUUGGCUACGACACUACUGCCACUUCACUGUCCGCUACUAUGAACUUGUUAUUGCGCCACCCGAAGCGUUUAGCAGAACUUAAAGAAGAGCUUCAGCAGCAUUACCCUUCGGCUGCCGACAUGGAUGCAACAUCCUUGGGCCAGCUCCCAAUGCUAAAUGGUUGUAUACAAGAGGCACUUCGCCUAUUUCCUCCUGCAAACGGCAAAGGCACCAAUCGGACGUCACCGGGUGUCAGCAUCGAUGGCGUUUAUAUUCCUCAAGGCAUAAAUGUCUCUGCGGAUAUGUAUACCAUUCAGAGAUCUUCAUUGUACUGGACUCGACCAGAUGACUUUUGUCCAGAGCGUUGGUUCAACAAUGGCCCCGGCACAGAGUUUGCCAACGACAUCCGCUCUUCACAUUGCCCAUUUCUCCUCGGUCCGCGAAUGUGCAUUGGGCGAGCUGUUGCACUACAGUCUAUGAGGAUGGUACUUGCAAAAAUUGUGCACUCGUUCGAACUGCAAGCUGCCGAGACGUAUAAUUGGGAAACUGAUGUUUCCAGCUCAUAUCUUUGGACAGGAUACAGGUGCAUGGCUCGAGUUGCACAUGGCCAAACCAUGCAUUAAAGGAGAGAAAAGGAGACAGUCAGCAUACCAGAGACUUACUCGGGGGUAUGGGGUUCAUUGGUUCUGGUGUUCCGUUCAAGUCUUCAAAUGGAAAAGAUAUGA